AUGGCUGAACAAGAUAUGGAGUUGCUCUACUCACUAGCUGCUGUAUUUAUGAGCAUAUUUGCUGCAGAGAUCAUUGCUGGAAUUAGUAUUAGUUUAUUUAUUGUUGCUGUAAAUGUACAAGAUUGGUAUAAAGGUGAAAUGCUGAAUUCCUGUGAUAAGAUUCUUCUUGCACUGGGUGUCUCUAAUUUCUUCUACCCAUUACUCAGUGGUCUCAUGCUCUGUCUAAGCUUGUUACAACCACAGAGCAUCUCAGAAGUCUACUAUCAGGUUGGCUACUUACUGACCCUCUUCACUGUCCUGUCCAGCUCAUGGCUGACAGCCUUGCUCUGCUUCUUUUACUGUGUGAAGAUUGUACAUUUUAAAGCUGGUCUCACUCACUACAUAAAGCUAAAGAUUGAUCUGAUAGUGCCAAGGUUGAUAUUGGCAACAGAACUGGCAUCAGCCAUUGGUAGCGUUCAUGUGGCAUGGGACUUUACUAAGGAAUAUUCAGCAAACUGUACAAACAUCACUGCAGAAAACAGUUCCUUAAUAACAUUUGUUAGCAAAAAAAAUGUGAUGCACAUAGCAAUUCCUUUGAUCCCCAGCAUUAUCACCCCAUUUCUGAUUGUGAUGGCAUCUACAAUGUGCGUUAUUUGGUCUCUAUUCCAGCACACACGUCAUAUGGCACAGAACAUGACACAAGCUAGCAGGCUCAGGGUCCAUCGGAGAGCAGCCUGGACUAUGGUGUCACUUCUCUUCCUUUAUAUCAUGUUCUAUAUGACAGAGGUAUUGUUGACAUUUGAUGCGCUGAACGCAAUCAUUGUUUUGUAUAUUGGGACAUUAAUAUUGAUGUUUUCCUGUUCACCUCUCCAAUCAAUUGUUCUCCUUUUGGGGAAUAGUAAAUUACUACAGAAGUACCAGAAGCUACUGCAAUGUAUGUCAUCCAAGAUUAAACCUGCAGAAUAA
This is a messenger RNA of Bombina bombina (fire-bellied toad), 945 nucleotides long. RefSeq names its product taste receptor type 2 member 123-like. Lineage: Eukaryota; Metazoa; Chordata; Amphibia; Anura; Bombinatoridae. Gene Ontology annotation, molecular function: G protein-coupled receptor activity; bitter taste receptor activity. Gene Ontology annotation, cellular component: membrane. The transcript has a single exon. The record is from RefSeq and is a predicted model, not a curated record. The coding region runs from base 1 to 945 and encodes 314 amino acids. Gene Ontology annotation, biological process: detection of chemical stimulus involved in sensory perception of bitter taste; sensory perception of taste; G protein-coupled receptor signaling pathway.